AUGGAAAUAUAUUUCCUGUACGAGUACCUGUCGAAAACCCUCGACCACUUGUCUGCUGCUGAAGAAAUAAUAAACAGACAGGAAGCGGUAAUAAGUGAGCUGAAGAAAGAGAUCAACCAGAAAUCGGUGUUGCUUGAGAAAGAUGAGACGCUGCAGCUCACCGCAGUUCGCCUAUACCAUUCCCAAAGGGAGGUGGCUCGAUACCUUGAACUAGGCUACCUGAAUUUGAUCGACCAUCCUGAUAUUGCAAAAGAGGUUCGCCUAACAGCUUACGAUGCUCGAGCACAGCAUUUGAUGACGUCAGGCUUAAUGAAGAAGUUUACCAUGACGUCAAAACAUGUUGUUCAAACGUUGUUGCCAAUGAUUCGUGACGGCGUCGAACUGCAGGACGCUGACAUAGUCAGGGACACAUUUGGGCAAAUACUCGAUCUUGCCGAGGAUAUGAAGAAAGAAUCUGAAAGGACAAAAGCAAGUUAUUAUCAGAUACAAGGAAAGGUUCAGAAAAACCUUGGAGAAGUUGACGAACGCAAUACAACAGUCAUGAAAACUAAAGGAGGAGUUGGCCUUGGUGACGUGCAAACCCUUAAGGAAGCGGCAACCCACUUGGGUGAUGUGGACAAGCUUUUUACAAAGAUAAUUAAGUUUUGGGAAGAUAUGGCAGCGGCAACAAAGUACCUGAAAGAUGACACCAAAGCCGGAGAAGUUUACCUUAAAAAGAUAGAAGACGAACGGUACCAGACACGUUUUCUGAAGUCCAUAGAAAGAGCUGAACAGAACUGGGGAUUUUUCGGGCAACUUUGCGGCGCUUAUGUUGUGGAGACGGACAAGGAGAUAGAUUUCCUGUACGAGUACCUGUCAAAACCACUUGACCACUUGUCUGCUGAAGAAAGAAAGAAUAGAAAGGAAGCUGUAUUACGUGAGCUGAAGGAAGAGAUCGACCAGGUUUACCCUCAGGUUGAAGACAUAACCGACGAAAAAGACGCAUAA
This is a messenger RNA of Mya arenaria, 987 nucleotides long. RefSeq lists its product as uncharacterized. Lineage: Eukaryota; Metazoa; Mollusca; Bivalvia; Myida; Myidae. The transcript is spliced from 7 exons. The record is from RefSeq and is a predicted model, not a curated record. Bases 1 to 987 code for a protein of 328 amino acids.